Messenger RNA from Morone saxatilis (striped sea-bass), 1884 nucleotides. RefSeq names its product urate oxidase (gene uox). The transcript has 8 exons. Bases 584 to 1021 code for a protein of 145 amino acids. Gene Ontology annotation, cellular component: peroxisome. Lineage: Eukaryota; Metazoa; Chordata; Actinopteri; Moronidae. Gene Ontology annotation, molecular function: urate oxidase activity. The record is from RefSeq and is a predicted model, not a curated record. Gene Ontology annotation, biological process: urate catabolic process; purine nucleobase catabolic process.
UGCAAAGGUAGCACCACCCUCUCCACAAAAUCCUCCUUCAUCAGUAGAGACACUUUCUGCUGGACACGGGACAGGGACUGAGGACAGACAGACAGCAGGCGAAGGAAAGGAAGAUACUAUGGCAACCCCUUCAGAUCAGAAUGUGGAGUUUGUGCGAACAGGCUACGGCAAGAACAUAGUAAAGGUGCUGGUCAUCAGGAGACAGGGGAGCCACCACUACAUCAUCGAGCUGAAGGCUGACGUCGAGCUGACACUCAAAUCACGCAAGGAUUAUCUCAUCGGAGACAACUCGGACAUCAUCCCCACCGACACCAUCAAGAACACUGUCCAUGCCCUGGCCAAGCUCAAGGGGGUUAAGACCAUCGAGCAGUUUUCCCUGGAUAUCUGUCAUCAUUUCCUGACCUUCUUUUAACCAUGUGCUGGAGGGCCAAAGUUCACAUGGAGGAGGGCUCCGUGGAAAAGGUUGGAGAAGAAUGGGGUAGAGCAUGUUCAUGCAUUCAUCUACAACCCAGAAGCUUGUCGCUUCUGUGAUGUUGAACAGAAUCUCAAUGGCAUCCCCGUGCUUCACAGUGGGGUGAAGGACAUGAAAGUGCUGAAAACCACCCAGUCUGGUUUUGAGGGUUUCUUCCGAGACCGCUUCACUACUCUGAAAGAGGCCAAGGACAGGUGUUUCUGCACCUCUGUCUAUUCUAGGUGGCGCUACAACAAGACUGAGGAUGUCGACUUUGAUGCCGCGUGGAAGUGUGUGAAGGAGACGAUUAUUGAGAAGUUUGCUGGCCCCUACGACCGUGGAGUGUACUCUCCCUCUGUGCAGAAAACCCUUUAUGAAACACAGGUUCUGGUCCUGGACCGAGUUCUUGAGGUGGAUGAAAUAGAGAUCAUAAUGCCCAACCAGCAUUACUUCAUCAUAGACAUGACAAAAAUGGGCCUCGACAACAAAGAUGAAGUCCUUCUUCCCUUGGAUAACCCUUCAGGCAACAUCACAGGGACAGUGCGCAGGAAACCGCAAGCCAAGCUGUGAAGAAAAUGCUUCUGCUGUACACAUCAAAUCAGAAUAACAUUUUAAAUGUUUUUAAACACAAUAAACUACUACUACAACUCAAGACUUCACAAACAUGAUAAAGUUACCACUAGUGGUGACGUUGCAGACUGCAACCACUUGAAUACAUCUCAGCCUUCCAAGCGUGUUAGAGAAAAUACAGUGACUGACGUGAAAGGCCCUUUUCCAGUGUUUGGUUUUGUCCAUUCUAGCUCUGUAGAUAAAAACAGCUGAUUCUAAAGGUACAAAAAAAAAACUUUAUUUGAAGCUGAUUAUACAAUAUGAUGAUGAAAACCUACUCAUGAACCUUUAACAUGAAUAUAUAAGUAAGAAAAAUGUAAUAAAUGAAAACCACUAUCAAUAAAUUCAGGAACUAGUAUUGUUCUUUGGUGAGAAAAGAGCACCAUUUAUUGCAAAUCUUUGAUUCAGAUAUUCAAACUCCAGUGUAAUGCUGCACAUAUACAUUGGUCAUACACACUUCAAUACAGUUGUCUUUGCGACAAAUCUGAAAGCACCACAGGUAGAAACAUAAAAAGAAUAUACACAUAAAUAUUUUUUAUUUCAAGAGCUUUGAGCCUAGAUAACACAGGUGUGCAGGAACACAGAGGCUUUCGGUCGGCUCCUUGUGUCUGGGAAAACAAAAUGCUUCAUUUUUACAUGCUAAGGACGACUCGGGGAAUUCCGAGUUAGAUAGAAACUGACUUUAGGGAAAAAUGGGAUGCAGCAGAAUCAUUUUCUGCGUGUAUCAAAGUGUUCAGGUACAACAGAACAUACACAACUUUAAACUAUAUAUAAUCUUAUAUACAAAUACUUUUUUUUUUUUUUUUAAAACAACGUAGGUUAAU